Cucurbita pepo subsp. pepo (vegetable marrow) is the source of this 1061-nucleotide messenger RNA. RefSeq names its product H/ACA ribonucleoprotein complex subunit 3-like protein. Gene Ontology annotation, biological process: positive regulation of telomerase RNA localization to Cajal body; rRNA pseudouridine synthesis; snRNA pseudouridine synthesis. The record is from RefSeq and is a predicted model, not a curated record. NCBI's taxonomy places the organism in Eukaryota, Viridiplantae, Streptophyta, Magnoliopsida, Cucurbitales, Cucurbitaceae. Gene Ontology annotation, molecular function: snoRNA binding; telomerase RNA binding. Gene Ontology annotation, cellular component: box H/ACA snoRNP complex.
UGAUUUAAAUACGUUGUUAAACCCUAGCUUCGCGAUUACUUGUCUCCCGCCAUUUCCGUUCUAGGGUUUUUCGUCUGAUUUUCAGGUUUGAGUGUUUAGCAACGAUGUAUCUUCAGUUUUACAUAAACGACAAUGGCGACAAAGUCUACACCACAAAGAAAGAAUCGCCUCUAGGUUUGGUCACACAAUCUGCUCAUCCAGCCCGUUUCUCCCCUGAUGACAAAUACUCGAGGCAGAGAGUUCUUCUUAAGAAGCGAUUUGGCUUGCUACCCACGCAGCAUCCACCUCCAAAGUACUAAGCCGAGUGCGUUAUCAAAUCAGUUGAUUCUUCUGUUUAGUCACCCCCCCAAAUAGUAGAUCGUGACUUGAUGAAAGUUUGAUCUGUGGCUUGUAAUCGAGCUGUAAAGCACAAACCAAUGUUGAACCUUUCUUUAAGCUUGGCUUUAUAUUGGCAUCGAACUUUAUUUUACCGAAAGCAAACUUAUCUACUUUGAAGAACUGGCUAAUGCAAGAUGAUGGACCUUUCUUUCAUACUUUUUUCCCCACUUUUGUACAACAUUGCAGUUGUCAAGCACCAAUGUCAGCUGAGCCUUUCUAAAGUUGUCCUUGUAUGUGUAUUUAACCUGAUUUGCUAACAAUCAAUUGAGCCUAAGCCAUAAGGUGGGAGUCCCCAAUUCCUUCGGUUGGUUUUGAAGUUCAAGUUCCCUCUCUGUCCUGGUUUGCUGUCAGACAUAUGCACCUGAAAUUGGACGAUUACAUCUUGGGAAUUCAUCUUGUGCACAGCUAAGAAGGUACGCAAGGUUCAUUUUGUGAUCCAGUGGUUGGCUGAACUACAAUUAGAUUAACAGGGUUAUGUGCUUCUCUUGGCCAGUGAAUAUGCCUUUUAUUUCAGGAUAUUAGAAUUUGAACCUUGAAAAUGGGUUAGGACCUGAGAGUUUGGGCCCAAGUGGCCAUAUAAUUUUGCUCAAGUGUAGCCAAGUGGUUUGGUAUGCAAACUCUUCAGCCCCACCCAAGAAAUAAUGAACUGAAACAGAUAUAUCAUCAUCAUCAAGUAUUUUGAA